AUGCGCGACCUCGAGCGAACGUGGAACCACAAGUUCAACUACCCCUGGACGUUUUUCAACGACAAGCCCUUCACCGAGGAGUUCAAGAGGCGCACCCAAGAAGUGACCAAGGCCAAAUGCAACUACGAGCUGGUGCCAAAGGAACAUUGGGACGUCCCGGACUGGAUCAAUAUGGAUCUGUUCGAGGAAUCGGCCCAGCUCCUGAAGGAGAACGGCAUCCAAUACAGCGACAAGCUAUCUUAUCACCAGAUGUGUCGGUGGAACAGCGGCAUGUUCUACAAGCACCCGGCUCUGCAGAACAUGCGAUACUACUGGCGCGUGGAACCCAAUGUCCAGUUCUUCUGCAACAUCGACUAUGAUGUGUUCCGGUACAUGCAGGACCACAACAAGACGUACGGCUUCACGAUCAACCUCUUCGACGCGCCGGAGAGUCUUCCCAGCCUGUGGCCGGAGACGAAGCGAUUCCUCGCCGCACACCCGGAGUACCUGCACGAAAACAACAUGAUGGAGUGGCUGGUGGAUGACACGUUGCGGCCCGAGCACACGAAGAAAGCGAACGGCUAUUCGACCUGUCACUUCUGGUCGAAUUUCGAGAUUGGGGACCUGGACUUUUUCCGCAGCGAGCAAUACGAGGCGUACUUUAACCACCUGGAUCGGGCGGGUGGAUUCUUCUAUGAGCGAUGGGGUGACGCGCCGGUCCACUCCAUCGCGCUGGGUUCCGCGACAUCGGCUACCGACACAUUCCCUACUUCAACUGCCCCAACUCCCCCAAGUGCAAGGGCUGCACGCCAGGCCAGUUCUACGCCGGAGAGCCCUUCCUGGCGAAGGAGGAUUGCCGACCAAACUAUUUCAAAUACGUCGGAACCCACUGAACCGCAUGACUCAGCCAGCAAACACACGAUACCUCAUUCAUUCACACAUUUCCUCGGAUAUUUCCUCCUCCGAGAGGAGAUUCAGAAGAAAAAAGAAAAGAAAAAUCCCCGACAUGACUAUAUUUAA
Messenger RNA from Rasamsonia emersonii CBS 393.64, 999 nucleotides. Its product is annotated as Alpha-1,2-mannosyltransferase (Ktr4). Gene Ontology annotation, molecular function: alpha-1,2-mannosyltransferase activity. The coding region runs from base 1 to 999 and encodes 332 amino acids. Gene Ontology annotation, biological process: protein N-linked glycosylation; cell wall mannoprotein biosynthetic process; protein O-linked glycosylation. The transcript has 3 exons. Lineage: Eukaryota; Fungi; Ascomycota; Eurotiomycetes; Eurotiales; Trichocomaceae. Gene Ontology annotation, cellular component: membrane; Golgi apparatus. The record is from RefSeq and is a predicted model, not a curated record.